AUGAUAGUCGAACAAGUCAACGGGCGGCUCAAAGGCAAGUGGCACAUACUCGACAGCCGGAUGGAGUGCCACAGUGAGAGGGUGCAGCAGGUGGUGAGUGCCUGUGUGGCACUUCACAACAUCGAACUGACGAUCGGCAGCAGGGAUCGCCUGGGCACACCGCCGGAGCGCUACCGAUGGUGGCUCGAGGGGCCCGCGGCUACUCUUCGACUUACCGGCCCUGAGCACCUCGCACUCCUCCUCAGCGGUCCAGCGUGGCGAGUUUCUGGCAGUGGAGUGGCGAGAAGCAGCGGCAGUGGUGGUACUUGGCUCCGUUGGUUGCGCGGUGGGUUCCUCUUCAACCUCUCCUGGCGCGGCGUUGUCAUCAAAUGCGGCACCGAGUCCAUAGUCAUCGUCGGCGUCGUAGGAGGCAGAAGGGGAGGGGAUUUGGUAAACCCACGCACAGGCGAGGCGCUUUCCGGCUGCAGUGCCACGUGGCAGCCUCUCCUUCCAGGGCUACCGGACGACGUGGCGGAGUUGUGCCUCAUCCGGCUUCCGCGAGCGUUCCUACAGCAAUGCAGGCAAGUAAACCGGGCGUGGAAAGAGUUUCUAGACAGCCCGCGCUGCCUCCGCCUUCGAACAGCAGCCAAUCGCCUCGAGCCGUGGCUGUUCGUCCGGGCAGUCGGGCAGCCGAGAAAACAUUUCGAGUGGCACGCGUUCGCAGAGAGCGCUGGUUGGCAGAAGAUCCCAUACCCACGUGGCACCGGCCAAUGGGAAGCCUCGGGAGUGGGUUGUGUGGGCCUUGACAGGUGUCUCUACAUGAUUGGAGGAACAGGGUCUGACCGCAAAAAUCCAUUGGGUGAUACUUUCAGGUACGACCCUCGAACUGCCCGCUGGACCCAGUUGGCCAAUCUCAUCACUCCUCGCAGAUUUUUUGGCUCAUGGGCUACCCAGGGAAAAAUAAUAGUGGCCGGAGGCAAUGCAUCAGAGCUUGAGGAAAUCCAAUCAGCCGAAAUGUACCAACCAGAGACUGACACGUGGCAGUCCAUCCCACCGCUGCCUUUGGCGUUUUCCAGCUUUGGGGUGGCGUGUUUUGGCGGGACUCUCUUUUUGACGGAGGGGUGGCAGUGGCCGUUUCACUUCUCACCCCGUGGGUUCUCCUGUCCCCUUUAUAAGCUCGUCCAGGAAAAGGAAAGGGAGGGGCUUACGGGACCAAGAAGACACGGGGGUGCUUUGAUUGGCCGGGGGCCGGGAGAAGGAGAGGGACGAGGAGGAGAGGGGGGAGGUGGAGGUGGUGGAGAAGCAAGCAGUGCAGGAGAGAACAUCGGACCAGAGGGCCUGGGGGAGGGACAGGGUGGAGCGGAGAGGCAAGGCGUGAGGCAAGGCGUGGGACAAGGCAUGGGACAAGGCGUGGGGCGGAGUGGCAUUUCAGCAGUGUGGGAGCCGAUGCCUGAAGGCAUGGCAGAGGGAUGGACAGGAGUAUGUGCAGUGGUGCAUGAGACGCUAGUCACCCUCGUGCAGGAGGGGAAUACUCGCAGGGUGAGAGCAUGGGCAGGAGGGGAUGCCAUUGCUGUGCUCCCAGCCGCUGUGGAAGCUGACUUUUGGGUCGACUCAAAAGUCAGCCCGUGCUGGGUGCUGGCUUGUGAUGUGUGUUGUUGGGUGAGAGCAUGGGGGGGAGGGGAUGCCAUUGUGCAAGUCAUGGCACGUUUGUCUCUCUCAUGGGCCGACUUUGAGGUGAAGAGUGGGCUCUUUUCCUACUGCCCGGAUACCGACAAGUGGCAGCUUGUCAUUGGCCCUCCUUUACCCCUCUUCCUCCGCACACCCCUGCGCAUGGCCGCGGAUGGUAACAAUCGUCUUUUUGUGUCUCCGCCGUCCAUCUCCAUCGCUAACCGCAUUCCCCGCCCACGCUCCACUGCCCAUUCCGCAUCACUCGCUACCAUCGUAAAGAAACCACAUCGUCACCACUCCAUCAUGGGUGCUACCGAGGCUGCUAUCCAGCAGACCGUUGCCGUUUCCGCCACGGCAUCGGAGCCUUGGGAAGACGCGAUGCGGGCAGAGCUCGCCGCGUGGUUCCAAAUCCCCGAUUGGGUCGACGAGACGCCGUCAAUGACGGUUUCCGUCGGAUCUAACGCCCUCUGUCAACUCGACGGAGUCGCGACCGUCGGCCUUCCGCCGGAUGCCGUCUUCUCCAUCGUGUGCGACCCGCACAACAGCCGCGUAUUUAAGAACAUCAAGUCCGUUAAGAACGAGCGGGUCAUUAGUGACAAUAACGGGGUGAAGGAGCUCGAGAUGGAUAUGGUUUUCGCCUUCCAGCUGCCGUUCUUUACAGGCACAUUCGAUGCGCACAUGCGCAUGGUCCACGACCGUCCGAACCGCAAAAUGUCCUUCGAACUAACGCGCCCCGGCCUCAUGCGCAAGUUCGAGGGCUUCUGGCAGGUCGAGCCGCUCGUAGUCCCCGCUUCCGCAACUUCCGCCUCCGCCGCCUCCGCCGCCUCCGCCACCUCCGCCACUUCCUCCAUUUCCGCAACUUCCUCCGCUUCCGCCGAUUCCGACACUGCUUCCGCUCCGUCUUCCCCGCUCUCCGAUGCCUUCCAUCCCGCCAGCGAUUGGGACAGCAGCAGCGCAUGCAGCAGCCCGGAGCGCGAUGUCGCCGCAGAUUCCGCCGCAGAUCUCGCUGCAAAGACGACGAAGACGAGCGCGACGACUUCGUCCGACGGCGCGCGCGUGGCGUCGCGGCUCGUGCUGCAUCAGGUGGUGCAGCCGUCCGUCGCGCCACCCGACCUUUUCAAACGGUGCAUCCACAUCGUUCUGCAGAUGGCUACUAAAGACGUUCUUAAAGUUUUCCAGCGCGAAGCCGCCGCGAUUAGGAACAGCAAGGGGCAGGAGCAGGAGAUGCAGGGAGGAGAGAACAAGAAGAAGCAAGGAGCUGACGUAAAGGCAGCUGCUGCUGCGGGGGCCAUGGCUGGCGCGGUUGCCGGCGCGGUUGCGGGAGCUGCUGCUGGCGUCGCCGUCGCGAAGAACGCGGAAUCCAUCUGGCUCGCAUCGCGCGUCUAUAAACUCGUGAAGGGCAAGGCUUAA
Messenger RNA from Closterium sp. NIES-65, 3057 nucleotides. Lineage: Eukaryota; Viridiplantae; Streptophyta; Zygnematophyceae; Desmidiales; Closteriaceae. The record is from the annotation of a GenBank genome assembly.